Messenger RNA from Botrytis porri, 879 nucleotides. RefSeq lists its product as uncharacterized. Bases 1 to 879 code for a protein of 292 amino acids. The record is from RefSeq and is a predicted model, not a curated record. NCBI's taxonomy places the organism in Eukaryota, Fungi, Ascomycota, Leotiomycetes, Helotiales, Sclerotiniaceae. The transcript is spliced from 3 exons.
AUGGCAGACCAUCAUGAUGACUUAAGCGUUCCAGCUGCGACAAAGGGCAGUGGGCAUCGUGGUGUGUUGGACGGUCCCACUGUCCUUGAUGGAUCUGGUGUUGAAGAAACGAUUGUAGCUGAUAUUGCCAGCGAUUCUCAUUCUCCAGGAAGAGAUGGGGGAGGUCUCGAUAUCCCUGGUGAAUCAGAUGCCUCUGGUGACUCCGACGAGGGAGGCCCAGUGGAGCUGGAUGGUAAUGGCCGUCAAGAUGCCACCAUUGAAGCCCAGUCUCAACUCAAGAGGCCCAAACACGCAACUUCCAGAAAUGGCCGCACACUUUCUCCUCGUGAGGCCGAGAAGAGACGUCAAGAAUACUACAAUCACAAGAACGAAGUUUAUCACCCAGAAAACGCUGCGCAAGUACUCAGUCUCUUUGGUGGCAAAUCGUCACCCAGUUCUGUGGGAUCUCGUCCAGAAGAUGUUCACGCUUGGGCUAUAGCAGAUUCGAAGAAACUCGCCAGAUCAAACAGCACCAAUCCCAACCCUAUUCUUCCAUGGAUCCGUAUACGUCUGUAUGAUGGAUCAAGUGUAUCCAGAACAAGAGACAAUGCGGUCGGCAUGUUGUCUGGCUCUUCUUUGCCUCUCAAUACAUACUCAAGACGCCGAUAUUGGAUAGAGAGACAUGUGAACUGGGGUAGCCGCAAGAAGACACCAUUCAUUUCGUGCACCAGUAACAUAAGCCAGCUUACCAGGUGGUGGUGUCUCCGCCGAUUUCGAAGACGAUGCCCUUCAAAAAUACUCGACACGAAGGUCGAUAUCAUCAAUGUCUAUGCGACACAAGCUGCAGGGUAUCCAGUCUUAAGAUUGAAGGAUGAAAGGGCUUACUACGAUGUAACCUAA